This is a messenger RNA of Vitis vinifera (wine grape), 2572 nucleotides long. RefSeq names its product KH domain-containing protein At4g18375. Bases 200 to 2230 code for a protein of 676 amino acids. The transcript is spliced from 8 exons. Gene Ontology annotation, biological process: regulation of gene expression. The record is from RefSeq and is a predicted model, not a curated record. Gene Ontology annotation, cellular component: nucleus; cytoplasm. Lineage: Eukaryota; Viridiplantae; Streptophyta; Magnoliopsida; Vitales; Vitaceae. Gene Ontology annotation, molecular function: mRNA binding.
CCAAAACGGAAAAAAAUACAACUCCAAUAUGAAGAGCGCCAGUCGCCAGCAGCGAGCGCCAACAAUCACUGUUCAGGUUGCUGCUCUAGCAGCUCUCCUCUCCCCAAUUCCUCUUCUUUGAAUCCCCUUGCCUUGAGGUUUUAACACUUCAGAUUUUGUGCACUUCAGUGUUUUUUUUUCCCCCCUUUUUUGGGGUAGUAUGGAAGGGACCAGGCGAGGAUCGUUUAAGAAGAGACCAAACUUCCAAUUCAAGAGAAAAGGAAGCAACAAGAGAGGAAGGUGGAACAAUUCAAGUCAUGAACAAUCCUUUGGGAAUUCUCAAGUAGCUGACACUGUUUAUCGCAUACUUUGUCCAUCUAAAAAGAUUGGUGGCGUAAUUGGAAAAGGUGGUGGCAUAGUCAAAGCCCUGAGAGAAGAGACGCAGGCAAAGAUUACAGUUGCUGAUUCUGUUCCCGGGUCUGAUGAGAGAGUAAUAAUCAUCUAUAGUGCUCCUACUAAAAAUCCUAAGGAACACGAUUCUAAUGAGGAUCCUGAAAUGGAAGAAGAACAGGAUCACAUGGAGCCACAUUGCCCUGCACAGGAUGCUCUUAUGAAAGUUCAUGAAAGAAUUAUAGAGGAAGAUCUUUUUGGUGGAACAGAAUUUGAAGAUGAUAAUGAGAACACCGUUGUCACUGCACGGCUUCUUGUUCCAAACAAUAUGGUUGGAUGUCUUUUAGGCAAGCGUGGGGAUGUUAUUCAGAGAUUGCGAAGUGAGACAGGUGCAAACAUUCGCGUUCUUCCGGCAGAGCAUCUUCCCACUUGUGCUAUGAGCUCUGAUGAAUUGGUGCAGAUAUCAGGAAAACCAGCUGUGGCAAAGAAGGCCCUGUAUGAAGUUUCAACUCUGUUGCAUCAGAAUCCACGCAAGGAUAAACCUCCUUCGAGUUUUCCUAUGUCUUUUGGAGGUCAAGGUUUCCAUCCUCCUGGUGCUUCCAUGGGAAAUAUGCCGCCACCGGGAAAUCCAAUGUGGUCUAACAGGAAUUCUAAUUCCCAGGGUGUGCCACCAAUGCCAUGGAUGGGAGGAUACAGAAGCCAGCCUUCUGUUGUGCCAGGUGGUUUUGAUGGUGUUCAUGCUGGGCAUGGUGGAGAAGCUUCGGGUGAGUUUUCGAUGAAAAUUUUGUGCCCAGCUGGGAAAAUUGGUGGGGUAAUUGGCAAGGGAGGCUUCAAUGUAAAACAGUUGCAGCAGGAGACAGGAGCUAGUAUUCAUGUUGAGGAUGCGCUAGCAGAGUCAGAGGAACGCGUGAUUCGUGUUUCUUCCUUUGAGGCUCUGUGGAAUCCAAGAUCACAAACUAUUGAGGCCAUUCUUCAGCUUCAAAACAAAACAAGUGAAUACUCUGAUAAAGGUGGUAUGACUACGAGACUUCUUGUUCCAUCAAGUAAAGUUGGUUGCAUCCUUGGACAAGGAGGUCAUGUAAUCAAUGAGAUGAGAAGAAGAACCCAGGCAGACAUACGUGUUUAUUCCAAGGAAGAUAAGCCUAAGUGUGCAUCUGAUGAUGAAGAGCUUGUGCAGAUAUCAGGGAAUUUUGGUGUUGCUAAAGAUGCUUUGGCAGAGAUAGCCUCAAGACUUAGAGUUAGAUGUCUGCGAGAUGCAAAUGGUGGAGUGGAACCUGCUCCUGUUGGGCCAGUCCCUGGUUUUGGUCAUCCAGGAAAGUUACCUGGGGGACUACCUUCAUCAUCUGGUGCUUUGGGAGCUGGCAGUUCUGGUGGAUUUGAACUCUCGAAGGGUGGUGGACUUGAAUAUGAGCCUCAGAGUUAUCCAGUUCCACCAGCUGCUACAGGAUACCAUAAUGUCAACAGCUCUAUGGAGUCUAAGAUUCCAAAUAACUCAGUUAGCUCUGUUAUUGGAAUGGGAGGGGGCAAUGUUGCCAACAUGAGUGAGAUGGCUGGAGCAAGGGUGAAACUCCAAGAUCCUCAAUCCGGUGGCUCUGAAUGUGUGGUGGAGAUACGCGGGUCAUCCGAGCAUCUAACUGCUGCACAGAGUAUCCUUCAGGCCUUCAUGGCUUCCGCCGGAGCAGGUGGGCAAAACAUGAAUCCUCAACAAGGUUCCUACCAAAACAUGAGUGCUCAUCCGCAAGCCCCCUACCAAAACAUGAAUGCUCCUCCACAAGUCCCCUACCAAAGCAUGAAUGCUCCUCCCCAGCAGGCAGCUGCCUACCCCAACAUGAGCGCCCAGCAAAGCUCCUAUCAAUACUAACAGUAGAUUUGGGGAAUUUUGUACCAUUAUUGGCUACCAAGUCUUUAAUUUGAUAAUUGUGAAUGAUGGGUGUAUCAGGGUUCCAACAGAAUGCUUUAAGAGGUAAAUUUUAAGUUGUCACAUGAGUUUGUGCUUUUCUAAGUCUUUAGAACUAAAACGCCUUUGUAUGGUGUGUGCAGGGGGAACCGUGUAUUCUCACUGUACACUUAACUUAGGAAGAUGACUUCUUUUUUUUCUCAUCUGGCUACCUGUAAUAGUCUUUAGUUCACUGAAAUCUGCUUUGACACAUGAAUUAGGUUAUGGGCCCUGCGUCUCCAUCAUGAUAUUUACGUCUUGGAUUUA